This is a messenger RNA of Metarhizium acridum CQMa 102, 702 nucleotides long. RefSeq lists its product as uncharacterized. The record is from RefSeq and is a predicted model, not a curated record. Lineage: Eukaryota; Fungi; Ascomycota; Sordariomycetes; Hypocreales; Clavicipitaceae. Gene Ontology annotation, molecular function: zinc ion binding.
AUGGAUUCACAGCAACAACAACAGCAGCAGGCCAAUGUUGCUCCCGCGCAACCACAGCAAGCCUACCAUCCCGCCGCCAACGACAACAUCCAGCCCGCUCAGCAGCCGAAUACCGGACACGGUCUGCCUCCAAGCUACGAUCAGGCAAACCAGGCAAAGAGUGCGCCCGCGAGCCAGCCGCCCCAGCCAGGGAACAUGGCCGGCGCUCCUCCCAUGACCGUCAUUCCUUUGAAUCAGCUGAGCGACCAGCCGCAGUGGAUUGAUUGUCCUUUCUGCCACCAGCGAACGACGACUACCGUGCAGCGAGAAGGCACUUCUAUGCAAAUCAUUGUCGGUGCCCUCCUAUGCCUCUUCUGUAUUUGCCUCACCUGCGUGCCCUGCCUCGCCGGCUGGUUCGAAGACACCCAGUACCGCUGCUCCCAGUGCAAAAACAUGGUUGCUAUCGGCCGAUACGAUGGUCCAAUCGAGGUUUUCGGUCCCACCAUGCCCGUCUACUCCCAGUACAGCAACAACCAGGCUCCCAUGAAUGCCCAGCAGCAGCAGGGCCAGGUGCCUAUCCAGAGCUACCAGCAGCCAUAUCCCCAGCAGCAGCAGCAGCAGCAGCCUCCACAACAGCACCAGGAGCAGUAUCCCAUGCAUGUGCUUCAGCCACAGGUCCAGCAACAACAGCAGCCUGUCACGCAGCCUGACGCCAAGAACUAA